UCACAAAAGCGAAUGCGGAAGGACUUCUCAAAGACGAAAGCGGAAAUUUGCCAGUAGGAAUAUUUCGACCUGAAAUAGUUUUAUUUAGCGCCGAGGAACCACUUGUCGGAUGGAUAGAUAAUAUGUAUGGGCCACAAGAUGUCACGGUGUCUUCGGUACUUGGUAUCACAAGAUUUCUUUCUUGUAAUCCCGAUGUUAAGGCAAAUAUAGUGCCCGUCGAUUUCACGGUAAGUGCUUUGAUCGCUAGUGCGUGGAACGUCUAUAAUCAAUUCAGGAGAGGCAAGGAUACAUUAAUUUAUAAUUUCGUGUCACCAAUCGAUGGACCUACUUAAAAUGAAUCCCGUAAUGCAUUUGUCGACACAAAUAAGAUGUACCCCUUGAUGCCAUAUAUUUUCCCUUUAUAGUUUACGUCCAACAUAAAAUACUACAUAGAAUUUGC
Molecule: messenger RNA, 439 nt
Organism: Temnothorax curvispinosus
Lineage: Eukaryota; Metazoa; Arthropoda; Insecta; Hymenoptera; Formicidae
Product: fatty acyl-CoA reductase wat-like
Exons: 3
Coding region: 123-332 (69 amino acids)
Source: RefSeq, a predicted model, not a curated record